AACUAACAAGUCAGUUUGUUCAAUUAAGGCCUGGCUGCGACCAAUGACUGAUGAAUAAUUCACAGUCAACCCCUGCAGCAGCGAGUUACUGGUGAUAGAGAGCUACCAUCGAUGUAAACGUAUCACUGGCUAAAAUGGAAUAUAGCGCUUAUCUGACAAUAAAUAUGAAUUAUUUAGCUGGAUAAUCCAGUGAAGGAUUCCGCUAGAAUCUAGUUGAAUUUAACUUUCAGACUGCAGUGCACUUUAAUAUUAUCUUGGACGUUAUAGAAAAUGGCAAGCAAAUCAAAAUCGAAGUCUAAAAGCACCGCAGUGGAAAUGAGUGGGCCGGGAAGUAAACAAUUUGAGAAAGAUAUCAAAGACAUGUUCAAACUGUUUGAUAAAGACGGGGACAAAUCGUUAUCAACUGAAGAAAUUAGCAAAGCUCUGAAAUCUAUGGGUGUUUGUCUUACUUAUAAAGAGAUACAAGUUGCGUUAAAAGAUAUUGGUAAAAAUAAACAUGGCAAGAUAGAAUUUAAAGAAUUCCGAGAAUUUCUAAUACGACAGUAUAAAAGUAAGAGUUUAGAGGCACAAGCUAGAGAAUCAUUCCGUAUAUUUGACAGAGAUGGAAACGGUACGAUAGACAGAAAAGAGUUAAAACACGCAAUGAAAAUGCUUGGAGAAGAACUCAGUGACGAGGAGGUCGAACAAAUGAUGAAAGAAGCGGAUGAAAAUGGAGAUGGAAAAAUAAACUUUGAAGAGUUCCUACGAUUAUGGAAAAUUUUAAAUGGAGAAGAAGGCGAAUAAUCGUGUGGCAUUACGCCCUUAAUUGUUUAAGUGCUUUUUAAAAUAUAUUCUUCAAUUAUUCAUUAUAUUACUUUGCCAUUAAUACAUUUGACAAAUUUUGUUAAACGUUAAAGAAAUACAGAAUAUCAAGUGAGUGAAGUGCAAGCUCUGAGUGUUUUGAAUGAGUUUGAUUCAGAAGAUAUACGCUGACAGAAAACAAUACUAUUUUAACUAACAACCAUACGAUCCACUGGGUCACUGGACUAUUAGCACUUUUACUAAUUUAGCUAAUUAUAAUAAUUGAUAAGAUUUCUUUCUUUAAAUCGCAUAGUCCAACUUUAAUCCAAAUAUUGCUUAAGGUAGUGAACCAAAAGUGACAAAUCGGUAAAUUUCCGUGCAUUAACAUAUUCUCGUAUGCCACUUCGUCAUUCUUCGGGCUUAUCAGCAAAUUGCUUUCCGUAACAACCGGAGAAUGCCGAAUAUAUUGCUUAAGGUAGUGAACCAAAAGUGACAAAUCGGUAAAUUUCCGUGCAUUAACAUAUUCUCGUAUGCUAUUUCGGCAUUAUUCGGGCUUAUCAGCAAAUUGCUUUCAGUAACAAUCGGAGAAUGCCGAAUCGCAAACGGAGACUACGUAAUCAAACGGAAAUUGCCGACCGUAAUUAAGACAGCUAUUUGCUAGAAGUUAAUAACUACACCAUAUUCUAAUAUAUGGUGGCUGAUUUCUGCCAUCUCGUUCUGGCGUGUUGGCGCGU
Messenger RNA from Mercenaria mercenaria, 1514 nucleotides. RefSeq names its product neo-calmodulin-like. Lineage: Eukaryota; Metazoa; Mollusca; Bivalvia; Venerida; Veneridae. The record is from RefSeq and is a predicted model, not a curated record. The transcript has 6 exons. The coding region runs from base 271 to 783 and encodes 170 amino acids. Gene Ontology annotation, molecular function: enzyme regulator activity; calcium ion binding.